AUGGAGGCGCCUGAGCUUCCAAGCAGAACAGAAUUAGAAGAAGUUGGUAGAAGCCCUCAGAGCAGAUUGAGACAAAAGAGGCCACUCUCGCGCAUUCUUCCAUCUGCUUCAUCGAGUACCGGGACAACUCCAAGAAAGGCGCAUCAUCACCAAACCCAUGAGGAGAAUGGGGAAAGAACGGGUGUCGUUAGCCACGCAUCUGCAGAACAACCAGCAGCAGAAGCAGCAGCACAAACUGCAGUGGCAGCAGCAGCAGCAGCAAGCUCAUCGAGUUCUUCGUCCACUCCUUGGGAUUUGUCUCUGAGCGAAGGUUUGGACUUCUGCAGAGAUGCAGCUGCUCUUCUUCGGCAGCUUCUUCAGCGCAUAGAAUCGACAGGCCAGCAGCUGGCUACUGCAGCUGCUCUCCCUUCCACGAAUGCGAGCAGCGCUGUAAAGGGAGAUGAAGCGAGGGAUGCCUCCGGUGGCAGUGAAGAGGGAAAAGGAGAGAGCAAACUUAUUGAGCAUCAACAUUUACUUAAAGAUGAAAUCGACGAUUGCCUUCUGCAAAUCCAGGAGCUCCGUCGGUUGCUGUUGUUUGCGCUCUCCUUAAUAAAGUCAAAUCCGCUUCUGAAAGACACUGAAAAAGAGGCAGAUGAUGGAGGCCCAAGGGGAGAGGCGACGUUGAAGGCGAUGAAGCUGUUUAGACUUGACUCGACAGCUGACCUGUGCGCUGAGCCUCUAGCGUCUUCUUUGGUGGGAGUGCUGAGUGGCGUUAGGAGGUUUAUAUCUGUUCUGGCCAGCCGAAUCCACAAUUUAGAGAACAGCGCCGCCGUUUGGCUGACCCACGGCAGCGAAAUAAUUCCUUAUUUGAAGCAUCUGCAGAACUCUCUUGAGGAGUUGCAGCAGCAGCAGGAGCAAACGACGGAAAAAGCAGAAGAAGUGAAGCAAAGAAUCAACUUGAAAUUGAAAGAGAGGGAAUCUGUCAAAUUUUGCCUGGAAAAAACCAAAGAGGAAUUCCGGCAAGCGCGACUCGACUUGACGCGAGAAGAGUUGGAGAAGAUACCAGCGCAAGAAAGAAUGAGGCUGCUUGAGACCAAGCGAGAGACGCUUGACAGGGAGUUGAGGAGCCUCGCUGCAUUUUCUCCCCUCUUUAUUGUUGAAAGAGCCGCCAAAUACAUCACUCUUCAGUACAGACCUGAGGGUUCUCCUAUUGAUUACGAGAUAUCUAUAGAAGGCCUCGAUCUGUCUUUUGCACAAGGCAGCAGUCGUUUGUCUCGCUUCUUCUCAGUGCAUGUACAGCCCCCCAACGACCGCGUCCGUCGUCUGCUUGAGAGUGGAAUCGGCGAACUUUUGCAGAAACUCUCAGCGAAGAAGCACAUGCCCCAGCAGCAGCAGCAGACGCGAGAGCAAACGAGAGGGAGACAGACAACUGAUGGGAGCGUCGAAGCUGCAGGCGAUAAAGUAGUUGAGUACAUCGCCGCGAUUCUCAUCAAGUACGAGGGCCAUACAGACACUCCCAAAGAGGAAAAGCCGAACGUCGCUGCAAACAACUGCGCGGUUGGUAUAUUAUUUACGCGUUCUGAGAAAGCUGGGUCGCAGUGA
This is a messenger RNA of Eimeria acervulina, 1581 nucleotides long. Its product is annotated as non-muscle myosin heavy chain, putative. The coding region runs from base 1 to 1581 and encodes 526 amino acids. Lineage: Eukaryota; Apicomplexa; Conoidasida; Eucoccidiorida; Eimeriidae. The record is from RefSeq and is a predicted model, not a curated record. The transcript is spliced from 9 exons.